Cyclospora cayetanensis is the source of this 528-nucleotide messenger RNA. RefSeq lists its product as uncharacterized. The record is from RefSeq and is a predicted model, not a curated record. The transcript is spliced from 6 exons. NCBI's taxonomy places the organism in Eukaryota, Apicomplexa, Conoidasida, Eucoccidiorida, Eimeriidae. The coding region runs from base 1 to 528 and encodes 175 amino acids.
AUGACGCGAUUCAACUCCUUUCUUGACUGCCUGGAUAUCCUGCCCCAUCCAAAGGUGGGAUCGCUUCGGCUUCUUGGGUGUGACAAUAACAAGGAGCAGCUGGAGAGUGCCAAGCUAAACGUGGAGGCUUUUCGCUUGAGGUCUCCAAGACUCAUGAAGGCGGAGGAAGGACUGGACGAUGGCGGUCUGCCUUGUCCCCUCUCGCUGACGCACUCUGACUUCUCGCCGGUGCUGCGUGCCCUGCCUCCUCAAUCUGUAGUGUUGACGAAUGCGCCAUACGGCGUGCGGAGCUUGCGGGGAGAUAAGCGACAAAGGACGAUGAGGCGGCUCGAGAAGGAGAUCGCAUCCAACCCAAACAUCCGCUCUGCCUACCUCAUUGCCCAGAUUCCUAUACAAGCUACAUUGAGCACUCUCCCAGCAGUGCCGUCUAGCAACGUGGCGAGUUCAGCGGCGGGAGGAGCCCUUCUUGCGGGAGCUGGCUGCUUUCGCAGCCUUCGUAGAGAUCCUGUGCAGUGUCAGUGGCGCUAG